Messenger RNA from Penaeus vannamei (Pacific white shrimp), 3220 nucleotides. The record is from RefSeq and is a predicted model, not a curated record. NCBI's taxonomy places the organism in Eukaryota, Metazoa, Arthropoda, Malacostraca, Decapoda, Penaeidae.
AUGGGUCCACACGCCCACGCCAGCACAGCGCCCACACUUAUGGCAUUCCUGAAACGGAGCAGGAGUAGCGGCGGCCUCAGGGAACUCUCGCACACGGAGCUCGCCAUAUUCCAGGGCGUGGAGGACGGCGGCACUUUCUUCUCGACCUUGGAGCGCCAGAGCAUAGUCCUGCACCUCCUGCAUUCCCUCAGGGCCACGCAGGAGGAGGCCGUGGAAGGGACGACGUUCAGGGAAGGACAGGCCAUAAUUCCUAAGUUCCAAUCCGAAGGCUUAAUCCAUGGGAUUUUGCCCCUUCACGACUACGAGAAGCUGGAGGCGCUGAGGGUCACGUGGGUUCAGACUUUCUUCAAGUACCAGCCUAUUGAGGCGAUCCAGCAAUAUUUCGGCUCCAAGAUCGCCAUCUACUUCGCCUGGCUCGGGCACUACACCACGGCCCUCACAGUGCCAGCCUUCAUCGGCCUCAUCUUCUGGGUGUUCCUCUGGGGGCGCGACCAAGCCCUCGAGGACGUGGGUUUCGUCAUGUUCGCCUUCCUGAACGUGGUGUGGGCGUCCAUGUGGCUGGAGGCGUGGAAGCGGCGCAGCGCUGAGCUCGCCUACCACUGGGGGACUCUCGACUCCCACGUGGAGGUCUUCUCCGAGCCGAGACCGCACUUCACGACCCAAGAUGAAGAAGGAGAAGAAGAAGCAGCGAGCAAUAAAGAAGGGGCGAAGGAGACACCAGACGCAGGGGGGGCAGCGGGGGCGAGUGACCCCCUGUCAGCUGAGGCCUGCCUGGCAAGGGGCGCCAGCAAGAGCCGCAUUGUCAGUCAGGCGGAAGUGGAAUGCAAUAUGUCAAGGUACGAGGGCACCUUCGAGGACUACCUCGAGAUGUUCAUCCAGUUCGGAUACGUCACCCUCUUCUCGUCGGCCUUCCCUCUGGCGGCGAUGUGCGCUUUCCUCAACAACCUCAUCGAGAUCAGGUCGGACGCCUUCAAGCUGUGCUGCGUGUUCCAGAGGCCCUUCGGACACAGGGCGCAGAGCAUCGGGGUGUGGCAGGAUGCAAUGGAGCUGAUGGGUGUCCUCGGAAUCAUGGUCAAUUGCAUGUUAAUUGGCCUCUCUGGGCAGGUGCACCGGAUGUUCCCCGAGAUGUCGACAGCGCAUACGAUAUUACUCAUUAUUGUACUGGAGCACGCCAUGAUCGCCCUCAAGUACGGCAUCAGCUACGUGAUCCCGGACAUCCCCGCGUGGGUGGCGACGGAGAUGGCGAAGGUGGAGUUCCAGCGGCGCGAGGCCCUCCGCCGCCUCUCCACCUCCAACUCGCCACCGACACGUGAGGAAUCCCAGUCGCCCUCCCCUAGCAGGUACUUGUUCGGGCACUCGAUAACGUCCACCACAGAGUAUGUGGACCGUAGUGCCCAGACGGACCUUAUGUAUUCCAGGAGACGAUCCUUCAAGACGUCGCCGGCCAGCACCAUAGACGAAGACGAGGUUCUGUCUCCCACCGACGUCGAGCCCGAGACCCGCAGCGUGGCGUCGGACGCGGCGGCGACCGAGGCCAGAGCGGCGGCGGCGACGGCGGGAUCCGAGCGCGACGGCCGGAAGGAGGACGACCUGCGCAUGCGCGAGCUCGAGAGCUUCGAGGGCGCGAAGGCGCGGCCGAUCGUGCGCCUCGGCCGCAGCGUGUCGGCGUGCGAGCGCGUGCACCACCGCGUGCCGCGCAUCCACCGCAUCAUGAACCAGGAGAGCGCCGAGUCCAACGACUCGGAGGAGGACCUCCUCGCCAAGCCCUUCGACAGCCUGCCGCUGCUCUCGGCGCCGGCCACCAUGGACAACAAGAACCGGCUGUUCCGGUUCUCGCCGGACAACGAGCGCGUCCUGGGGGGCAUGAAGCCCGCGGUUCGCGCCUCUCGAGAAGCCGGACUUCUCGUACGGGACGCAGCUGUCGUCGCGCUCCGUCGAGUGCGUGUCGGACACGGCGGCGCUGAUCCGCUUCUCGGACGACUCGCGGAGCCACAUCAGCGAGGAGGGCGAGGGCACGCCCGAGCAGAGCAGCAGGUCGCCCACGCCCCCGGCGGAGGAGCCGAAGGAGGCCGGCACGCCCCGCGCCCACUCGCUCGAGCAGACGCCGUCCCCGAGCAAGGAGGAGGCCAAGGAGGGCCCCGCGCGCCGCAAGCCCCCCAUGAAGUUCCUGAAGCGCGCGCAGAGCCUCUCGUACGUGUUCAAGCGCACCAAGCCCGAGAAGAGGAAGAAGGUCAUCCGCGACGACUACGCGGCGCUGCCCACGACGGUGGAGCCGCAGGGCGAGAUGGCGCUCGUGCCCCUCGAGAAGCUCGUGGCCAUCGAGGACAUCCAGAUGCAGCCGUCGCUCUCCAGCUACAGCUGCUACGCCGACUAGGGGCGCCCGCCUCCCUUCUGCCGCGCCGCCGGGGGCUCGUCCUCGGCGGCCCAACAGCUGCUUUUAGAGGACGUCGCAACUGCACAGUUCUUGUGGCCUCGUUAGACGUGUAAAAAAUCAUAAAAUUAAACAAUAAAAAGGAUUAGUCGAGGCUUCAACAUCAUCAAAUCCGGGACGAAGAAAGUAGCUCCUACUAGAUUAGCGGAAUCCGACACGUGUGUUUGUUUAGGCCUUACGCCCCCGCCCGCGCGGAGGGCCAAAUCUAUGGUUACGUCAUCAGUUCGACAGGUGUGGUCAAAGGCACACUCAGUGUUACGCAUAAUUACUUGUUGAUGUAUAAUAUAUAUAAAGCAUAGACAGAGAUACCACAAAAAGAGAACUUUUGUUAUCUAUCUGACGAAUAGAUAAGCCUUUAAUGAAAAAUCACUUACGCUUCUACACAGUUGAUGAUGUGACGUUGUGUGUACAUGAAAUAUGCUAGCAAGUGUGCAUGCGCGUGCGUUGCGUCUUUGUGUACACGUGAACGUAUCUCUGGAGUGUGUGAACAAGCAACAUUGCGUGUGUAUACCAGCCAGACGCCAAGCCGAGACGAAGCGAAUUAGCGUGUUGAUGUAUCUUGCCUCCGUGGUUCGUCCCUUUCUUCUUCGUUCAGUGACUCACGAGCUUUGUAGCGAGUUAAUUGGCUUCGGUGUGUAAAGCUGUGCAUCAAUGGGCUUGCUUUCAUACGGGAGAGAGAGAGAGAGAUGAGAGAGAAGAGAGAGAGAGAGAGAGAGAGAGAGAGAGAGAGAGAGAGAGAGAGAGAGAGAGAGAGAGAGAGAGAGAGAGAGAGAGAAGAGAGAGAGAGAG